AUGCGCGGUCGGAAAAGGAGGAAAGAUCAAAAACGAUUACUGACUUUAUGGAGCAGACCGAUAUGUGGACACUGUACGGACUACAAAGUAGACUGCUUCUAUGGCGGAACAAAGAAGGAAGCGAUCGCGAAGAGACUGCAUGACCUUGAGAUCCGGGUCAAAACAUAUACGACACUCCUUCAAGGCCUUCAUCGGUUUGCGGACACCAGUAGUCAGCUUGCCAUCCAAAACGCUCUGGCUUCGAAUCUCGAUUGUUCGAUUUCACCAGCGUUGGCCGCCUAUUCCGUUCCACCUGGACUCCGUGGCCCCGCUUCCGUUUCUGAUACCGAGUCGGAAACGUCGCCCGAGUUUAUCGCAUCCCCUUCUCGAGACGCCGUCGCGGACGGUUAUGACGGCAAUGCUAACGACCUACUCGGCUAUAUGGGGAAAGGAAGCGGGAUCGCGCUGCUUCGCCGAGUAGAGUGGGAACUCAGCAAUGAUAAACAGACUAUAAUUAGACCGACCACAAGAGAGAAGAGGUCGUUUCUCACCCCACGUCAAGGCAGCGCAUAUCAUCUUGACACCGAUGUUUCCCAAUGGACGGAUCAGAUCGACCCUUUCUUCGUCCCGAGCAAACCAACAGCCCAUAAACUAAUCUCGGUUUACCUCACGACCGUCCAUCCCCUGUUUCCCAUCAUAUGGAAGCAGUCCCUCGUCGAUGAUGUCGAAAAGAUCUAUGGAUUUAUCAUGAAUCCAACCAUCUCGAUGGCAAACUGCAAUUGGACCACGCUCAACCUAGUAUUCGCCAUCGGUCAGACCUUCGUAAGCCUUUUAGGAGAAGACGAGCCAGGGGACAUCGACCAUACCAACUAUUUCAUGAGAGCUCGGGUCCUGGGAGCCUUGGAUGGAGUUUCUGGGAUCGCAACAGCCACUUUGGAGCAGUUGCAAGCUUGGGCCUUGACCAGUAUGUAUUUACUGGCGAGCCAACAUACGAACAAAGCCUGGAACAUCACUGGUCUGGCUGUUCGAAUGGCGUACGGAAUAGGACUGCAUGUUAAGCUAGAUUCUCCGGACGUAGCCAUCUUCGAACAAGAGUUGCGUCUGCGUGUAUGGCACUCCCUCUGCUAUCUCGACUCGGUGCUGUACCUGGCCACAGGACGGCCGUCCGCCAUCCAGGAACGUGCGUGCAACGCUCCAGUCCCGCGAAUGCUCCGAACAACUACCGUCGGAGGGCCAGAAGAGAUCGAUCCUACAACACCAGAUCCAUACAUGGUGGCUUGCACGAGCCUGUCGGCAAUCACGGCGGAGACCAUGGCACGCCUGUACUCGCCCCGAUCAGAGUUCCAAGGAGGCGACAAUCUGGAAAACCUGCGUAGGGAUAUCGAACUGCUCGAUUGCUUCCUCCAGAGACUGAACGGCUUGACUGAUUCCCAAAACUUCCUGGAACAGAGAAUCGACCUUGCACUUCGCUACCACAACACGAUGAUGGUCCUGAAUCGCCCGUGUCUUCGUCGGCCAGAUCACGAUCGAUACCUGGGAAUCCCACCGACGUUCAAGGAAUUCGUCAAAGAAUCAGCCGUCAGCUGCCUCGAGUCGGCUCACCAGAUAAUCACCCUAAUCGUGCACGGACUUGCAGCCGAUCCGACCAAUCCGAUGAGAUUGGGCCCCUGGUGGUGUAUCCUACACACUGCGGUGUCCGCCGCAGCGGUGAUCCUGUUGGAGUUGGCGUACCGCGCCGCACACGUCCCCGAGCAUUGCGAUGCCAUGUUCGACGACGCCUCCAACCUGAUCUCGUGGCUAGAUGCCAUAUCGUUUCAGGGGAAGAACGAAGGUGCAGAAAGGUGUUGCGACGAGUUAUCGGAACUCUUGAGACAGAUUGCUCCUCGGGUGAACCGCCGGUUCGAAGGUCCAGUGAACGGUCAACGCCGAAGAAGUAAGGCUGCUGCUGCCUCUUCGCAGGGUUCGCAACUGCAGGAUGGCCGCAUCGGUGACAGUGAUGUGCUGAAGCAAUACUUUCCCGCGCCGAAUUUCCUGCAUGAGCCGGGAAGCUCGGGCUAUCUGCCGCCAUUUACUAAAGGUUGA
Messenger RNA from Tricharina praecox, 2061 nucleotides. RefSeq names its product fungal-specific transcription factor domain-containing protein. The transcript is spliced from 7 exons. Gene Ontology annotation, biological process: DNA-templated transcription. Gene Ontology annotation, molecular function: zinc ion binding; DNA binding. The coding region runs from base 1 to 2061 and encodes 686 amino acids. The record is from RefSeq and is a predicted model, not a curated record. NCBI's taxonomy places the organism in Eukaryota, Fungi, Ascomycota, Pezizomycetes, Pezizales, Pyronemataceae.